AUGGCUACGAGGCGGGGGAUGAAGGGAAUCGAUAGGAUAAGUGAAUUACCUGAUCCGUUGAUAUGUCAGAUUCUUUCUUAUCCUUCCGUGAAGGACGCUGUUAGGACAAGCGUUUUGUCCACCAGAUGGAGGAGUCUCUGGCUUUGGGUUCCUAAUGUGGUACUGUAUUCCCGAGAUUUCCCAGAUCUCCAUGUCUUCAAGAGUUUUGGGGACAGGUUUUUCAACUGCGGUAUGACGUCAUGCAUACAGAAGCUCCAGUUAUCUCUUUUCGACAAUGAAAACGAAUCUUAUCUCACGUCUUGGAUUGAUGCUGCAAGUAAGCGCAAGCUCAGGCAUCUUGAUGUUUGGUGUGUUCCAGAUUAUCAAACUUGUGAGAUCCCCAUAAGCGUUUACACAUGUGAGACACUUGUAACCCUAAAUCUCUGUGAGGUGAUCUUGCGUGAUGCUGGCUUUGUUUCCUUACCAUGUCUCAAGACUAUGCGUUUAAGAGAUUUACGGUAUCCCGAUGAUGCCACCUUUGAGAGACUUGUCUCCUGCUCUCCUGUCUUGGAAGAGUUGGAGUUUUCCGGAUAUUUUGAUGUUUCUCGAGUCUUUCGGGUGCACACUCCGUCACUGAAGAGUCUCAAAACACAAAUAUGGAACCGUGAUGGUAUGUUUCAAGUUGUGAUCGAUGCUCCUCAGGUACGGGUUUUGACGAUCUAUGACAACGACUCUGGAAGUUAUAUAAUCAAGAACUUGAGUUCCAGUUUCAAGCUUGAUAUUCUUCUCUCCUUUGGGAAAUGGGCUGAGGAAGAAAGGGUUUCAUCUAUGAGAAAUAGAAUCCGCCACUUCCUGCCCGGGAUUUCAAACGUUGGGGAAAUGAAAAUCUAUGUAGGAACUGUGAAGGUCUUUGGUCACUAUUUCAAAUUUGAAAGACUGCCUCAAUUUUAUUACUUGUCCCGCCUGGUUGCUAGAGUCAAUGUAUCGGAUUUAAAAUGGUUGCCAACAUUUCUCCAAUCCUGCCCAAAUAUUAAAUUCUUGGCUAUGAGCUUAGUUUAUAUGGGUGGUGGUAAGGAGGUCCGUCCGGAGGAGGUAGAGCAUUUCAGUUUUUCAUAUGUGCCAGAGUGUUCACUAUCGUCGCUAGAGUCUGUUGAUAUCCAAAGCAGCAUCAGAGGAACCGUUGCUGAGAUGAAGCUAGUAAGGUACUUUCUUGAGAAUUCCAUAAUUCUCAAGACACUGACUCUAGACUUGAAAUAUCGUGAAAACGAGUAUGCCAUCUUGAAGGAACUCCUGAAUAUCCCAAGACGCUCUAUCACAUGCCAAGUCUUGGUACGUUGA
Microthlaspi erraticum is the source of this 1317-nucleotide messenger RNA. The record is from the annotation of a GenBank genome assembly. Lineage: Eukaryota; Viridiplantae; Streptophyta; Magnoliopsida; Brassicales; Brassicaceae.